Molecule: messenger RNA, 480 nt
Organism: Miscanthus lutarioriparius
Lineage: Eukaryota; Viridiplantae; Streptophyta; Magnoliopsida; Poales; Poaceae
Source: the annotation of a GenBank genome assembly
AUGGGGUCGAAUGGCAUCAUGAGAGCUCCAGCACCUCACCUAGCUGCAUGUUAUAUGCCAGCAACAGCUGGAGAGAGACACCAAUCAACACUGGUAACGCAGGACGCCAUGGUGAACACCAUAGGUGGCUUUGCACCCUCACAUUCAGGUCCAGCCAGGGCUAUGGUUGCUCUCCAUGAUCUGCCCAUCAAGAUGGAGCCAGCGGAUGACAAUCCACUGACUUAUGGUAAUAAUGCAAUUCCUCUGGCCAUUGGUGUGAUGGACACUGCUGCCGCAACCUCUUCUGCCACAUCCAUUCGUGAGCCUGACGUGAUGGGCAUCGGAGACUGCAAAGCAUCUGCGUUCUACCCAUGGUGUCCUCCUGGUUUGAAGCCGGACGAUGGCUCGCCAAGCUCUUCAAGACAGGCACAGGAGUUACAGGAUGGAAGCAACCAAGAGGAGCAAGGUGUCAAGCCACUGCUGAAUCUGUUCAAGCCAUAG